AUGCGCCAUCACGACAAGUUUUCUGCUCUUGUUGAUUGGAUUAAGGAAUUGCACGUCGUUAAGGAAGAAAAUGGGCUGAUCAGGAAUAUUGUUGAUCAAAAGAUCGCCGAGGCUCUGAAAUGCUGCAAACUUUUCUUCAAGGUGUGGCUCAGUAUUUUUCUCUUGAGUCUAAUUUGUGCUUUAGCGUCCAUCAGCACAAGAUACAUAUACAUAUUUCUGCCGAACUUCGAAGCGGAUUCAAAUUACAUUACAUAUCAACUCCUUCAAGCAUUCUUUCUGUCUUAUGCUGUAGUUUGGACAUGCUGUGCAGAUGCAUCUCUGGUUUUCAUCGGAAUCUACAUUCUAUUCUUCAUGAAGAUCAUCAAUGCAAUGAUAAAGAACCUGGAUAGCGCGGAAAGCAAGGAAAACCGCUCUGAUCUUCUCAUUCAAAUCGUGAAGAAACACGUGAAGUUGCUUGAAAUCUUGAAUAUGUUCAAUGACGCAAUCGCAAUCAUCUCCUUAAUUCAAUUGGUGAUGAGCACUAUUAUUUUUCUAAGUCUCUUCUUUGCAUUUCAAGUGUACAAGGAAUUUUUCAUGUAUACCAUUAUUCCAACAAUGAUGAUCCAAUUGGCUUUGCUGUGCAUUUUUGGCGAAAUGAUUCGCACGGAGAAUGAAAAUAUUUUUCAAAAUCUCUACCAGACAAAUUGGUAUGAAUUUAGUGUGAAGGAGCAGAAAAUCGUCCUGCUCAUGAUGAUGAAUUCUUGCAAUGAAAUCGGACUGAAGGCAGCCGGAAUGUAUGACAUUUCCUUGGUGACUCUUGUUCAGAUCACGAAAUUAUCUUUCUCCUACUCGGCAAUCAUUCUCACAUUCUACAAAUAA
This is a messenger RNA of Phlebotomus argentipes, 858 nucleotides long. Its product is annotated as odorant receptor 85b-like. The coding region runs from base 1 to 858 and encodes 285 amino acids. Gene Ontology annotation, cellular component: plasma membrane. Gene Ontology annotation, molecular function: olfactory receptor activity; odorant binding. The record is from RefSeq and is a predicted model, not a curated record. Gene Ontology annotation, biological process: sensory perception of smell; detection of chemical stimulus involved in sensory perception of smell. The transcript is spliced from 2 exons. NCBI's taxonomy places the organism in Eukaryota, Metazoa, Arthropoda, Insecta, Diptera, Psychodidae.